Messenger RNA from Labeo rohita (rohu), 6532 nucleotides. RefSeq names its product ankyrin repeat domain 44 (gene ankrd44). Lineage: Eukaryota; Metazoa; Chordata; Actinopteri; Cypriniformes; Cyprinidae. Bases 736 to 3924 code for a protein of 1062 amino acids. The transcript has 28 exons. The record is from RefSeq and is a predicted model, not a curated record. Gene Ontology annotation, molecular function: protein binding.
AUUACAUGUCCUACUAUGGUGAUGCGGUACUUUAUGAAUAUUAAUUAGGUCGCGAUGACGUUCCUUGCCAAUCUCCUCGACGCAUCCAGUCACACAUCCUAAUUUAUAUUCACGAAACAGUAGUUAAUUCAUAAAUCCGCAGUAGGAAUCGUUCAUUGGUCAUCUCAACAGCGCCCACUCUGACAGAGUCUGCCUUUCAGCCAAUCUGUGGAAAAGUUGGGUACCGUAUUAAUAUUCACAAGCCAGGCCUUCGCCAUAGUAACUUAGGCUCACGAAAUUAGCGAAGGGGGAAGCACACAAAAAACGCUGACUUCCUGUAUUUUCUUAUAACGAAUGAAUAUAUUACGCAGAGCAUAAGCGAGAGGGAAUACAAUAUCUGAAAUCGGUAUCGCUGUGGGUGCCACUGCUGUAAAUGCGGAUUGUUUACAGCAGCCCUCGCAUCCUUUCCUCCCUCCCCUUUUCCUCUUUCCCGGAGCGCCGGAGCGCUGGUGGUGAGGCAGCGGCUACAGCAGAUCCCGCUGACCGAAGAUAGCGCCUGCAGAGCCGGCCACGGCCGUCACAUCACCCCGGGCCCCUGGAGGGUGCGAUCCAGAGCAAAGCAGGAAGCAAGCUUUUGAUGCCACAUCAUUGUGCAGCAUCAUCCUUCCGUGAAAGAAAGCGCACAGCCACUUCUGGAUUUUAUUAAUCUUCACCUCCAGGUCUUUUCAGGAGUUUGGAUGUGCAGUUUCACAUGAUAUGGCUGUUCUAAAACUAGUCGACCAGCCACCCCUCGUCCAAGCCAUCUUUAACGGAGACCCCGAUGAGAUUCGUGUGCUCAUAUGUAAAUCAGAAGAUGUCAAUGCACUGGAUGCUGAGAAGCGAGCACCCCUUCAUGCAGCAGCCUUCCUCGGAGAUGCUGAGAUCACAGAGCUCCUCAUUGUGUCAGGGGCACGGGUCAAUGCCAAAGACAACAUGUGGUUGACUCCACUCCACAGGGCAGUGGCAUCACGUAGUGAGGAGGCCGUUCGCGUGUUGAUCCGUCAUUCUGCUGAUGUUAACGCACGGGAUAAGAACUGGCAGACGCCACUGCAUGUCGCUGCCGCCAACAAGGCCCUGCGCUGCGCUGAGGUGAUCAUCCCGCUACUGAGCAGCGUUAACGUUUCAGAUCGCGGAGGACGCACCGCCCUGCACCAUGCCGCCCUUAAUGGGCACACAGAGAUGGUUAGCCUUCUCCUGGCCAAGGGUGCCAACAUCAAUGCCUUUGACAAGAAAGACUGUCGUGCACUGCACUGGGCAGCAUAUAUGGGUCACUUAGAUGUAGUAUGUUUACUGGUGAGUCAAGGGGCUGAGAUCAGCUGCAAGGACAAGAGAGGAUACACUCCUCUACACGCUGCUGCUUCCAACGGUCAGAUCGCUGUAGUGAAACACCUGCUCAGCCUGGCUGUAGAGAUAGAUGAAGCCAAUGCCUUUGGGAACACAGCGCUGCAUGUGGCCUGUUUUAAUGGACAAGAUGCAGUGGUCAGCGAGCUGAUCGACUACGGUGCUAAUGUCAGUCAGCCGAAUAACAAGGGCUUCACACCUCUGCACUUUGCUGCUGCGUCCACUCAUGGUGCCCUGUGUCUGGAGUUUCUGGUUAACAGCGGAGCUGACGUCAACGUCCAGAGUCGUGAUGGGAAAAGCCCUCUUCACCUGACGGCAGUUCAUGGACGAUUCACACGCUCCCAGACGCUUAUCCAAAACGGUGGAGAGAUCGACUGUGUCGAUAAGGAUGGAAAUACUCCGCUGCAUGUCGCUGCUCGAUACGGCCAUGAACUUUUAAUAAACACUCUAAUUACAAGUGGAGCUGACUGCACCAGAAGAGGAGUUCAUGGCAUGUUUCCUUUGCAUCUGGCCGCUCUGAAUGCUCAUGCCGACUGCUGCCGGAAGCUUCUCUCCUCAGGACGGAGGUAUAGCAUAAUGUGCCCUCUCAGUAAUGACUCGGUCCUGUCUGCAGGCUUUCAAAUCGAUACGCCAGACAACCUGGGGAGGACAUGUCUGCAUGCCGCGGCUGCAGGCGGUAAUGUGGAAUGUGUGAAGCUGUUGCUCAGCAGUGGAGCCGAUCAUAACCGCAGGGACAAACAUGGAAGGACCCCUCUCCACUAUGCGGCAGCUAGUCGACACUUUCAGUGCCUGGAAACUUUGGUGUCCUGCGGUACCUGCAUUAAUGCCACUGACCAGUGGGGGCGCUCUGCUGUGCACUACGCUGCUGCUUCUGACCUUGACAGGAGGCGGCGUGUGGUCCUGGAACCAGAGAGUGACGGAGUUCAAGCUGAAAGGGAGAAGGAGGCAGCUCUGUGUCUUGAGUUCCUGUUGCAGCACGGUGCUGCCCCGUCACUUAAAGAUAAACAAGGCUACAGUGCCGUUCAUUAUGCUGCAGCGUACGGCCACAGACAUUGUUUGAAACUGCUUUUGGACAGAGAUGAGAACCAUCAAGAUGAGAUGGAGAACGAUCAAACCAGAAGCCCGUUGCAUCUCGCCGCGUACCAUGGUCACGCACAGGCUCUAGAAGUGCUCUUGGAGGGUCACUGUGAGGUGGAUCAGGGAGAUGAGGUGGGUCGGACUCCGCUGGCGCUUGCUGCCCUCAGGGGCCACACUGACUGUGCUCUCACACUUCUGAACCACGGAGCCUCACCGAGAAGCAAAGAUACUGUCCGAGGACGUACACCUAUCCACCUUGCAGUAAUGAAUGGUCAUACAUCGUGUGUGCGCCUCCUGCUGGAAGACUCUGAUAAUGCAGAUUUGGUAGACACAGCGGACUCUCAGGGACAAACCCCUCUAAUGCUGGCAGUAAUGGGGGGUCAUGUGGAUGCUGUGUCUCUUCUGUUGGAGCGUGAGGCAAGUGUGGACUUGGCUGAUCAUCAUGGUCUGACUGCUCUGCACCUGGGGCUCUUGUGUGGACAGGAGGAAUGUGUUCAGUCCCUGUUGGAGCUGGAGGCAUCCGUGCUGCAGGGGGACUCCAGGGGUCGGACGGCCAUUCACCUGGCUGCGGCGAGGGGUCACGCGUCCUGGUUGAGCGAAUUGCUCAAUAUUGCGUGUUCCGAACCCCCGAUACCCGCACUGCGAGACAACCAGGGAUACACUCCCUUACACUGGGCUUGUUACUAUGGUCACGAGGGUUGUGUGGAGGUCCUACUGGAACAAAGAGACUUUCGUCACUUUGAUGGGAACCCCUUCACCCCACUGCAUUGUGCUGUGGUCAAUGAUCAUGAGACCUGUGCCAACCUUUUAUUAGAAGCCAUGGGAUCAAAGAUUGUAACCUGCAAAGACUCCAAGGACAGGACACCUCUCCAUGCAGCUGCAUUCACUGGCCAUGUUGACUGUGUUCAGCUACUCCUGUCCCAUAAUGCAUCUGUGGAUGAGGUUGACCUAUCAGGGCGCAGUGCUUUGAUUAUGGCAGCAGAGAAAGGAAAAGUCGAGGUUGUAGAAGCUCUACUUACUAGUGCCAAUGUGAACCUUAGUCUGACUGACCAGAAGGGCAAUACAGCACUGCAUCUAGCCUGCAGUAAUGGAAUGGAGGAAUGUGCAUUGCUUAUUCUUGGAAAACUUCCAGACUCUGCCGUCGUCGCUACAAACGCUGCACUGCAAACACCUCUCCAUUUGGCUGCUCGCAGCGGGAUGAAGCAGACAGUGCAAGAGCUGCUCUCUCGUGGGGCCAGUGUUCAAGUACUAGAUGAGAAUGGUCUCACCCCUGCUCUGGCUUGCGCUCCCAGCAGGGAAGUGGCUGACUGCCUGGCUCUCAUUCUGGCUACCAUGAUGCCUUUCUCCUCCCCUUGCAGCUCUGGAGCCCCUUCCCCAGGCGCCCUGCUGAAAUCUCUGCCCCGCCAGGCCAAGAGUCCCCGAAGUCCAAGGGACCCCUCCAGCGAGGGCACGACCACAGAAAACGACUCGGACUCAGAGACAUUUUGACCCCGGCUUUCUUUAGAGGUGCCGGUCAUAGUUUUCAAAGCACAUAUUGUCAUAAAACUUACAGAAGUUGUACAGAUUUUUGAUUAUGGAGCACAGCCUCUAUAACAAGAGAUUAUGACAUAUAGCACACUUGGUACGCUUUUGUUCUGCCACACUUGUUUGCACAGGAGAUUUUUUCGAAAGCCAUUUUAAUCACUUUAACACAGGUUGAUUGAUGAUAGAUUGCCAAAUGUUGACUGACUUAAGUUCUCACACUUGAAGGAUGAUGUGCAGUGUGGUGUGUCUUUUGAAAGCAAAAAACCUGUGGAAAUCGCCCUCAUUUCACCCAUGCUGUCACUGUUAGACCAAUCAGGAAACAAGAAAUCACAUUGUUCGACCAAAAGGGGAAUUGGCGUUACUGUUACCAACCCCAGUAUUUAUUUUAGUAAGUAAAGGCUGGAGUACACUACACAACUUUCUCCCAGACUUACAUUCUGGACAAGUGAACAUAGUUGCCAAAAGCUAGAGCUGUACUUUUGAUAUGAGUUGACAGAUUUUACGUAUUGUUGUGCAUCCUCUAGCAGCAACUCAAACAUUUGUUGUGUUCGUAACGACUUGAAAGUCUAAUAGUGUGUGAUCCUCAGUCGUUUAAUGUACUGUAUGAUGCCCAGUUUUGCUCUGUAAGCAUUAGCAAGUGUAUGAUGUCUGUUCAGAUUUGAAAAGUUGUGUAUUGUAUUUCAGCCUUAAGACAAGUUAGACUGAAAGUCCAUGAAACCCAGUGUAAUGUGAUAAAAAAUUCAAUGCAAGUUCUACAUUUCCCAAUCGUAUAUCCGUUGUACUUUACACCUUGUAUUUGACAUGUUUCGAAUAGAAGGCACUUGGAGAUUUAUAUUGUGAAAACAAGCAUUUUUAUUCCUUUGAGAUAAGUAGAUUUCUAGGCCUUGAUGGUCUAAACUUACAUCUGACGCUUUUGGAGAGUGAUGCUUUCACUCGAUUCCUUCUCAGACAGAGACAGUGUUCAAAUAAUACUUCUAUUCAGGUUGAAUUUAGAUUGUAGUGACAGGGCAUGGCAUGUUAUGUUAUGUGAACCAGGAUGUUCUCAAGCCGAUAUUUAUUAACAUUUAGUUAACAAUGGUACUACAAUUGUAUGCACUUAUGUAUGGGAAUAAAUGGGUGUUUAAAGCAAUAGCUCACCCCUAGAUUAUAAUUCUACUAAUGUUUGUGGAACACAGAAGUAAAUUAUUGAAGAAUCUUUAUGUGGCUCUUAGCAUACACCAACAGUUCUGUCGAGCUCCAAAAAUGACAAAGAAAUACCUCUAAAAGAGCUACAUACUGUAUUCCAAGCCUUCUGAAAUCAUACAAAAGCUUUAUAUGAGAUAGAGGCCAAAAUUAAAUUAAUUUUUCCCCUUAGUGAGCUGUUGGUUCUGAAUCAUUGUGUCAGUGAUUUGAACUCUAGAACUGAAUGUCUUCAAAAAGAACCAGAUUCAGUAACUCUGAACUCCAGUCCCAGCAGUCAACAGCUCACUGAAGGGAAGUUUAUCAGUGAAUAUUGAUAAUUUAGUCUUUUCCUCACACAAAACUUUUGUUUUGCUUCAAAAGGCUUUUUCUUUUGUGUCCCAUGAACAGAAAAACAGCAUAGGGGUUUGAAGUAACGUGAGAGGAAGUAAAUAAUGACAGAAUUGUGAGUAUGGGGUGAACUAUUGAUUUAAAAAAUUAAUCUAGGACUAUAAUAACGUUCCCUCCCUGGUGAAAAAAACAGCAUAUGCUGGUAGGUAUGUUUUGAUGCUGGUUUAAGAUGGUCCAGCAUAAACCAGCAAAGUAUCCCAGCAUCAAAAUAUACCUAACAACAUAUGCUGUUUUUUCUCACCAGGGCUGUCUUCUUUUUUUCUUUCCUUGUGACAUCCUUUUAAUAAUUUGCACUGGUUGAAUAUCGAUUCUUUUUUUUUAAAAAAACAGUUUUCUAAACAUGCUUUUGGGGGAUGUUAGCAAGAGUGUUCCUUUGCUUUGAUUCUAUUUUGCUUCAAAAGAGCUUUCAGCGAAGAUGGUUUUUUAAUAUAUUGCCAGUUCGAAACUUUCCAAAACAAAUUCAAAAUGAAAAUGUAAACCACCGUUUGUCUGUUUGCCUUUGUCCACAAUGUGCCAGUUUCUCCACCGUGUCCAGUGCCUUGUUCUGGAUUUUCAGAGUUUGUUAGAUUACAUCAGUAUAUGUUUGUAUGUUUGUAUUGGAGUGUAAUGAAAGUCUGAAGAUGUGAAGAUAAGUCUGGGCCACACCGGCCGAUGUUUUUUUUAACCAAGUCCUGAUGUUUGUGCCUAUGAGUGUGUGAUUUACAGUAGAAAACAGUCUUUGUACAUAUCAGCUCAUGGACAUUAUCAUCACCAGAGCAAGAAUUGCACACAACUGUCUUAUAACAGAAGCACACGGUUGAUUUUCUUCAUAAACUAGAUGGAUUGUGAGUGGAAGGAUGCAGAGGAAUGAGUCAAACAGUGUUAUAACAGAAAAAAAAAAGCUUUGAAAUGUGUGACAAUCUAGAUUAUGGUUUCCUCCUUCAUUCCGAUGUUGAAGGUUCUUUGUCAGCUCAAGUUUCUUUUAUAUAAAUUGUAUGACUAUUAUAUAAAAUGUUUUAACAGA